Molecule: messenger RNA, 2274 nt
Organism: Eremothecium gossypii ATCC 10895
Lineage: Eukaryota; Fungi; Ascomycota; Saccharomycetes; Saccharomycetales; Saccharomycetaceae
Gene: NAB3
Product: Nab3p
Exons: 1
Coding region: 1-2274 (757 amino acids)
Molecular function (GO): RNA binding
Source: RefSeq, marked provisional
AUGUCCGAGGAUAAUGACAAGCUGAAGGCCAUCAUGGAUGCCCUAAAAAAGAGCCAGGAUUUUGCGUCCGAUGGAGCGGAGUCAGACGAUAAACAAGACGCGGCCAAGGAAGAGCUCGGAGCGGAAUCAAACUCAGAAGAGGACAGCAAUGGGAGCGACCUCUAUCGCGAGGAGGAGACGGAGUCUGCCGGAGAGCCAAUGGAGGCUGUCAUAGCUGCGGAGGACGGGCUGAGCGUGGAGGAGGACGAGGUGUCCGGGCUAGGCGGUGUGGAAGACAGCAGCGAGAACCGCGAAGACUACGAUCCGCUGAAGGACGAUGCGGACGACGCGACGCGCGCAUCGGACAGCGGGGAUGACGACAUGGCGGCCACAGAGAAGGGCCGGGAGGACACGGCGGUGGUGGUCGUGCCGGAAAACGACGAAAAAGAGAACAAAGAGGGCUCGUCGGAUGGGCGCCGGCGGGACUCCAAGAGCGGCGAGGAGCAGGAGGUCGCGCUUCAGUCGCGCGAGGCGGUGGGGUCCGGCGGUAAAGAGGACGACAGGGUCUGUAACGAGAACAUCGACCGCGAUCUUCUCCAGCGGCAGGUCCAGUAUGUGCUUGACAGCGACAUGCUCUCGCUACCCGAGUUCCAGGAGCUUUCUUCGCGGGAGAAGGUUGUUGCGAUAGUGACCUUGCUAAACUCCAACGGUGACACAUCCAUGCCGUCGAAGGGCUCCUCUACGGGCGUGAGCGAGGCCAUAAAGCGGCGCCGGUUCCCGCCGCCAGACAUGUCGCAGGCCAUGACGCCCGAGGAAAGACAGCGCUACACUGAGUACUUGCGCGGCGAGAACAGGAUAACAGAGAUUGAACACUUCCCUCCCAAGUCGCGACUAUUCAUUGGGAAUCUUCCGCUGAAGAACGUAACCAAGGAGGACCUCUUCCGGAUAUUUUCGCCAUACGGCCACAUCUUCCAGAUUAAUAUAAAGAACGCUUUUGGCUUUAUUCAGUACGAUAAUGCGCAGUCGGUCAAGGAUGCUAUUGAGUGUGAGUCAGGUACCAUGAAUUUCGGAAAGAAGCUAAUAUUGGAGGUAUCUAGCUCGAACAGUAGGCCGCAGUUCGACCACGGCGACCACGGCACCAAUAGCAGCUCUACCUUUGUGACCUCCAGCAAGCGUCCAUUUGACGAGCAGGGCGAGGAAGAGGAUAUGUACAGCGACAACCACUACAAGAAGACCAAAAAACGCAUCCCACAAUGCAUGAUCUUGGUGAAGCGCACUGCCGACCGCUCGUAUGCAAAUGAGGUGUUCAACAUUUUCCGGAACGGCUCUGGAUUAGAAACAGACAUGGUGUUCCUAAAGCCUCGGAUGGAGCUACGCAAACUAAUCAACGACGCUGCAUAUGACGGCGUAUGGGGCGUCAUAUUGGUGAACAAAACUCGGAAUGUCGACAUACAGACGUUUUACAAGGGCCCGCAAGGGGAAACAAAGUUCGACGAAUACGUCAGCGUUUCGUGCGAGGAUUCCAUCGCGAUUUUCAACAAUCUCAAGACUACUCGUGCCGGUCGUACCGGGUCGAUCUCGCCGCCAGUCCAGCAGCGUGCCAAACUCCCGCCGCAGCAGCAACAACAACCUCCGCCACCGCCUCGGCAGCAGCAGUAUUACGCCGGCUACGCGAUGCCUCCACAGCAGCCACCAUACGUGGCUCAACCUUCGAUAUACGGGGCUAUCAAUCCUGCAUCGCAACCACCACCGCCCCAGCGGCAGCAGCAACAGUACGCAUCCAUGCAGCCCUACGGUGCAUUCCCUGCACAACAGCUUCCGAUCGCUGCUCCGCCCACACACGCCACUGCCCCCAUGGACCAGUCGCAGCUACUCGCAGCUAUCCAGCACCUGCCACAGAACGUUCUCUCCAGCUUGUUGUCCAUGACGCAGCAGCAGCCUAACCAGCAACAGCAACAGCAGCAGCUCCUCGGCCUCAUCCAGCAGCUCCAGAGCGGCCAGCAGCCCCAGCUCCAGCAGCCUCUCCCAUCCAACGUCGGCGCUCCAUACGCCGCCUUUGGCUCCCCCCCACAGAACGCCAACAUGCUGGCUGGAUCGCCCCCACCAAUGCCGCCCCAGCAGCAGAUACCUCAACCCCAGCAGCACCAGCCACCGCAGCCACCGCAGCCGCAGCCACCGCAGCCGCAGCCUCAGCCGCCACACCAGAAACAGCCCUCCGUACCCCAGGUCCAACCCCAGCAGGCCGGUAGUAAUGUGCAGAGCCUCUUGGACAGUCUUGCUCAAUUACAAAAAUGA